AUAAUCACACUGACGUGGCAACCAUUUACUGGUCCACCUGGUUUUCCCAAGUACCACACGUCAAACUAAAGGCUCAGAACCCAAAAACCCCCACCUCUCAUAACAUUUGAAACCAAGAUAAACCCCCAAUCAAAAACCACACAAACACAUAUCCCAUUCCCUCCAAACAAUUCCAAUUCCAAAAACAAAAAAAUGGGUUGUGCAUCAUCCAAACGAGUGGAGGCCUCCGCCGACAUCUACCGUCCGGCGCCAGCGAGCUUCGCGGUGUUCGACAUAAACUCCAUCCAAGAACCAUGGCUCAUGGUGUCAGACACCAAGCCUCAGGACCAUAACGAAAAGCCAACUUUCGUCCCCACACAAAUCCUCGAGAAGCUCAACAAUUUGGAUUCUGCCGAACAAGCUCCACACUCUUGGGACGAGGUAAGCAAAGCUUUAGAGGACCUCAAGCCUAGUCUAGCCCAAGCUAACUCUGUUUUCUCUGCUGCUACUACUACUACUCCGGCAAAACCCAGUUCAGUUCAGCCAUCGGAGCUGAAGAAACAAAGCCAUGGAAAUAGUAAGGUUGUGAAUAAGAGCUUGUCUUUCCACACAAUCGAAGAGUUCGACGCCAAGUUGAAUCCGAAACCACCAGCUUCUGAGCUGAGGAAAACAGAGUCCAUGAAAACAGAGCAGGUGAAGAAAACAGAGAAAACAGAGCAGCGAGUUCCUGAAGCUCCGAAUGGUAUUAACAAGCCGGUGAAGGAGAACAUAUUCAUAGUAAGGGACAGAUUAGAGAGAGAAAAGGAAGGAAAGCAAGCAAACUUCGACAAGUUGAUAAGCAUGCGGGUCAACCCACUGAGUCAGUACCCAGAGAAAUGUCCACCGGGAGGCAACGACUCGGUGGUCCUCUACACGACAUCAUUGGGAGGCGUUCGCAAGACGUACGAGGAUUGCAACAGGGUGAGAGCGAUGCUGGAAGGGCACCGAGUGGUGUUCGACGAGAGAGACGUGGCGCUACACGGCGGGUUUCUCAGCGAGCUCAAAGAGCUAAUCGGAGAAGAGGAGGGUGUGAGCGUGCCGAGGCUGUUCGUGAAAGGGAGGUAUUUGGGGGGUGCUGAACAAGUCGUGGAGCUGAAUGAGACAGGAAGGUUGGGGAAGAUGCUGAGCUAUGCGAAGGUAGAGAGAGGGAUAGGAAGGCUUGGAUGCGAAGGAUGUGGUGGGGCAAGGUUCGUGCCGUGUUUGGAAUGUGGUGGGAGUUGUAAGGUUGUGGUUGAUGGGGAUAAGAAACAAAGGUGCUCUGUUUGUAAUGAGAAUGGUUUGGUUCAUUGUCCUGCUUGUCUUUGAGAGAUUUUGUUAAAAAUAUGUUUAAUGCAUAUGCAUUAAUGGUGGUGGGGGUACACUGAGAGGCUUUCGGUAAUGAAAAUAUGUGUGUUGGUCUUUUUUGUGUUUUUUUGGUUUGAUUUUUCUUCAGAAAAAAAUAGUGGAUGGAAAAGUUUACUUUA
This is a messenger RNA of Ziziphus jujuba (common jujube), 1481 nucleotides long. RefSeq lists its product as uncharacterized. NCBI's taxonomy places the organism in Eukaryota, Viridiplantae, Streptophyta, Magnoliopsida, Rosales, Rhamnaceae. The record is from RefSeq and is a predicted model, not a curated record. The transcript has a single exon. The coding region runs from base 193 to 1323 and encodes 376 amino acids.